CUCUAAAGGGUGCUGCUGCUAAUUAUCAGCAAUGUUCAUAGACAACGGGAAAUUGACCCUACUGCUGGUCUUAGUGUCACUGAGUGCUUCGGGCUGCACAACAACGAAUUCGUUGUGCGAGCCGUAUCCUUCACUGGAAUUUAAGGAUGAGGGAAUGCAGUGCUCUGGUAUGAGGGUGACGCAGGUGCCGAGGUUACUGAAGAACAGCCUGCAGAUGUUGCUCCUGACGGGUACAGCCAUCUCGUCUCUGGACAACUCCAUCUUCCGUGGCCUUGAGUUUCCGCAGCUGACGACCCUGUAUGUAGCUCAGGGUAAUCUAUCCAGCGUCGCAGCCCACGCCUUCUGCACCCUGCCGGUGCUGACAAAGCUCUACUUGUCCAGCAACCGGUUGGAUAAGCUAGACGACUUGAGUUUCACCUGUAACAAAUUUUUAAAAACCGUAAACUUGGAGGAUAACCCCAGCCUCCGUCACCUGCCACGACUGGUCAGCUCUUCCGUGGAACAUCUGUACCUGGACAACUGCAACCUUGUGACCAUGGACAUUGCUACCGUGGAGGGGAUGACAGCCCUGAAGGUUCUCUCUCUGGCGGGUAAUCGAGAUCUCCACUGCCAGUCCAUAAAGACGCAGUUCAAGCAGGCUCGGCCAGAACUGCUGGUCAUCUGCGAAUAUUCUGCUGGAGAUCUCCCUUCCUCAACAUUACCCGGCGAAGAGGAAUGGACUUCCGAAAAACCUUGCACUGAGUCAUAUAUACCAGCAAUAGCCUCUGCUGACCCUCACAUUGUGGUUAAUAUAAUUUUUACAACUUUUAUUAUAGUUAGUGCAAUUAUUACAGUCGUAAUUAUUAUUAAAAUUUUUAAAAGUAAUCGUAAUCAUCAUAUAAAUCAAAAUUCAAGUAACCAUAAAUUAUCAUUAAAAAUAAAUAUUUGA
Messenger RNA from Schistocerca serialis cubense, 928 nucleotides. RefSeq lists its product as uncharacterized. The record is from RefSeq and is a predicted model, not a curated record. NCBI's taxonomy places the organism in Eukaryota, Metazoa, Arthropoda, Insecta, Orthoptera, Acrididae. The coding region runs from base 32 to 928 and encodes 298 amino acids. The transcript has 3 exons. Gene Ontology annotation, molecular function: protein binding.